Folsomia candida is the source of this 2301-nucleotide messenger RNA. RefSeq names its product zinc transporter 6. Gene Ontology annotation, molecular function: monoatomic cation transmembrane transporter activity. NCBI's taxonomy places the organism in Eukaryota, Metazoa, Arthropoda, Collembola, Entomobryomorpha, Isotomidae. Gene Ontology annotation, cellular component: membrane. The record is from RefSeq and is a predicted model, not a curated record. The transcript is spliced from 10 exons. Gene Ontology annotation, biological process: transmembrane transport; monoatomic cation transport. The coding region runs from base 386 to 1903 and encodes 505 amino acids.
CUUUCUCCUUGAUGUUCAUCCUCUUGCUACGUGUCGGUAUAAAAAAUCAUAAAUAAAAAUAAAUACAUUCAUUGCUUUUGAUUUAUGGUAUUUAAAAAUAACCCCCAUCUUGUAGUGGGGAUACAUACAAGAGUUGAAUCUUAAAAGUAGUUAGAAAUAAGCACAGACUGUUUAUUUGCAAUCGAUUUGUUUACAUUUUCAUUUGUCUUGAAGGGUUUAUAGAGAAGAGAAUAAUUUCAAAUUUAUAGAACAGGGUUUAUUAAUUUUCACGCGUCUUAACCUGGUUAUAACAUUCUAAGUUUAUAAAAUAAAGUUCACACCAAUUGUCUCGUCUUGGUGUAAAAUUGAGACAUUAUAUGAGAGGGGAUGAUCAGAUGAGGCCGUCAUGAAAUGGCACUUUACUGCGAAAUGGGGGGAAAGGGCUAUACGAAUCCAAUCAAAAUUAUUGCGUUCCUUGAGUCAAUUAUGGGCAAUUCAAAAUUAUCGUCGUAAAUUAUUAGCCUUCCCAUUCUCCCUUGUCGCUGUUUCCGUUCUAUUCUCGUGGGCACUGCAGUCCAAUAGUUGUGCAUUUCAUGCGUUCUUUGGAAUCAUUCUUUUCGACACAAUCACUUUGUUUGCAGAUCUGUCAAGCCAAACAUGGCUCACGGGAGGAAAAACAGCAACUUCAUUUAGCUUUGGUUAUGUUCGAGUAGAAGUGCUUACUCACUUUUCGGUCCUUUGUUUGGGCUUGCUGCUCAAUUGUUGGACAGUAAAGAAAUCAUUAGAAUUGACUCUUCUUCAAUUACCCGAAGAGCAAGGAAUUCACACGGGAAGAUUCAUUCCUGGAGCCCUUGUAGGAGGACUCGUCCAUUUCUUCAUGUCAUUCAACAACAGCCCAUUUCUCAAAGUUUAUAAAAUAUCAUCAACAAGUACAGCUUUACAGAAAUACUUUCAGGGAGUUUGUGCCAGUUUUGGACUAUCAUUGUCUUCCACAAGUACUUUUGCUUUAAGCCCAUUUGCUAUUUUGGGAGCUUUCUCCAUUUCUACGGUUCUCAUAUUAGCGUUUGCACUGCAAACUGGACCAAUAUGGUUUGAUUUCAUUGGGGGAAUCCUAAUAAUAUUGGCUGUAUUUGAUGCACUAUGGCCCUUGGUGGUUUACAUAGCACAAGUUUUGCUGCAGACUGUUCCUCCACACAUUGUUGCACAGCUUGAGAAAUCGCUACGAGAAGCGCUUACCAUUGAUGGGGUUUUAGAGUUUCGAAAUGAACUUUUCUGGACAUUAACUUAUGGACAGACGGCUGGAACUCUCCAUGUUCGUGUACGACGAGAUGCAAAUGAGCAGCUAGUCUUGUCAAAAGUAUAUGACAAAUUUCAGCCGUUAGCUCCACACUUAACAGUGCAGGUGACUAAAGAUGACUUCGGGAGGUCAUUUGGGAAUCUACAUAUAUUACGGGAUUUGGAUUCAUCCUUAACUCAAGUGACCGUUGGUCGUCACAACACCCCUCCAGAAACAAUUUCUCCCAUUCCAAAUGAGUUGGGCCAUGCUAAACAUUUUAUUUACACAAAUACUGCUAGAAGUCAUAAUCCUCCUGGUCAUAGUCCUGCACAAGGAAUAAGUUCGACUCUUCUAUUUAGUGACUCUUCCUUGUCCGGUGUUCAAAUUCAAUCAAGAAGUAGUGUGGCGUCUUCAACUUCUUUUUCUUCCGUUUACCAGGCCAAUGACGGGAUUGUUGAUUCAAAUACUCUAAUACCAGCUAACGAUAGCGGAAAUCAUUUAAAUCUACCUUCGCCAAGAGGAUAUCAACAUCACAACAACAAUUAUUAUCACCAGCAUACAGUGACCAAUAACAAUAAUGGUACUAGCUCAAACCACUCUAAUCAGCCAAACUUAUUGAUGUCUUCUGCAAACUAUUUCCCAGACUAGGAAAUAGAAAACAAAACGAAAUGAAAAUAUACAUAACUUUUUGAUUCUCAAGUACUGCAACUAUAUAUGUAGCUAAUCCCUAGUUAGUCUGAACCUGUUUCAAAAAGAACUGAUCUUUACAUCACAAGUAUAACUGUCGAAAUAUUUUGGAAAGGAAAAUCAAUCAUCAUCAGUUCAUCGACUGACGACGACAACGACGCCUAAAUUAUCAUGACUUAAUCGUCGCUUAUAUCUUAGUCCAAUUUAAAGGAUAAAUAAUUAACGAUAAGCUAAACUAUAUAUGCAUGUGAUGAAUAGAUUGUAAUAGGUAGAGUUUUAUGUGCCUUAUUUUCAACAACGAAAUGAAUUUAUAUUAUGAAAGAAAAUAGAAAUAUAUGUCUAAUACUGAAUGACCAUUA